Molecule: messenger RNA, 1387 nt
Organism: Suillus discolor
Lineage: Eukaryota; Fungi; Basidiomycota; Agaricomycetes; Boletales; Suillaceae
Exons: 2
Coding region: 302-1339 (345 amino acids)
Source: RefSeq, a predicted model, not a curated record
GCAAGUGUCCUCCCAGUGUCAAGCGAGACUGUCUUCACCUCCCAGUUUUUCACAGGAAUGCGUUAUUGCCGUCAUUUGUAGAAGUCUAUAUUGACAACGGUGCUACGGGUGUGCAUUACCGUGGCGGCAUAAGGUGUGUCCCGACACAUGCACGAUUAGUCUGUGUGACGACAGUGCUAGUGAUAUACUGCCUAUUCAAAAUCAUUUCCCUGAUGUUAUCAUUAACUCGAGUCCGCGGGGCGCAAUAAGAACAUCACCAUUUCACGAGCAUGUGUACCCACCUUAUCAUGGACCGAGCGGUAUGCCCUGGGAGCAGGCCACCACAAUUCUCGGUACAGGAUUUUCUGGCUUCGAGUCGGUGCCCCGUGACCCGAGCAAUGAUGCCGCCCUUCGAGUUCAUCAUCCUGUGUUGCCUCCAGGGUUGCCUCCCACCGUACAACCCUCUUUUUUUCCUUCAGUAUCCUCUGGUAGCAAUGUUGUUGUCCCUUUGAGAUACCAGCCAGAUUCGUUUGGCGCUGGUGCUACCACACCUGAAAUUCACUCCGCGGGCCGCCGAAUUUCUCAUCCUGUGGGAUACACAACUCCAUUGGCUCAAGGGAAUCAAGUGGAGCAUCCAGGUUUGUAUGGCUUCGAAUCGGCACUGGAUGACGUGAAGGACUAUGCUGUUCUUCAAGUUCAUCCUUUGUCGUCUCCAGAGCGGCCCUGGAGCAUGCAGCCCAUUUCUAUUCCUUCAAUGUCGUCCAGUACUGCUGCCACCCCUCCUUUCAGCGCCCAGCCACCUUUCCUCGGUGGCGGCGCCGCCUUACCUCAAAUCUCCUCUGCAGAUUACCAAGUCUUAGAUAAUUCGGGGUACGGAAUUCAAUCGGCCCACAGACAUCAAAUCCAGCAGCCUGAUGGCCCUCGGGCUUACAUGGUCGAUGGUCUUUUGAUUGACGAAGAAUACCUCAUGGAUGGAAACGGUGGCUACAUAAACGUCCAUGCAUGCGGUCGUGAGGGGCCUCCCUGUGGUCUCUGGGUUAAAGCGGACAAACGCUCUAUCAUGCGCCAUGGACAGCGGUGGCACGGGGACGCUCGAGGUGGCGGAGGAGAUAGGAAAACCACUUGCCCGUGGUCAGGCUGUGACAGCCAGAUGCGAGCGAAUGCCAUUCCACGGCAUAUUUUGAGCGCUCACUUUGGUGCAGUGUGGAUUUGCACGGGCACAGGAUGUUCGAAACCUUUCGCGCGUCACGAUAGCUUCAAGGCCCAUUCUCGGAAAUGUGGUAGUCUUAUAGCAAUCGUGAAGUACGACACCAGCACCCGUGUCAUCGAUACAACAAAUGUUUUGAGACAUUACGACUGAGUGAGUUAGUAUUACUCUUCCCAGCUGUUGAUUGAAUGUACUUUCGCA